Messenger RNA from Anoplophora glabripennis (Asian longhorned beetle), 4352 nucleotides. RefSeq names its product G-protein-signaling modulator 2 (gene pins). The record is from RefSeq and is a predicted model, not a curated record. Bases 243 to 2156 code for a protein of 637 amino acids. Gene Ontology annotation, molecular function: GTPase regulator activity; protein binding. The transcript is spliced from 9 exons. Lineage: Eukaryota; Metazoa; Arthropoda; Insecta; Coleoptera; Cerambycidae.
CUCUGUUUUGUGUUGUGGGUAUAUGGAGCAGUUUGUAUACCUAAUUAAACUAAAAUAGUGAAGAUUUUUGUGAUUAUUUAGUGAUCUCAAAUACAAAGUUUGGCACAUAGAUUUGAUGUGAUCUCUUCUAUUACGUGUUUAAUAAAACCCAUUAAAACAUGUUUUUUUGAAUUAAAUGUUUAUUAGUGAAUCAUCAAUCAUCAUACUUAAUUUUGUUUAAAGUUUUAAUUACACUAUAAAACAUGUCUAGUGCAAGUGUUGAAAAUUUAACAGGAGAUGUCCAGGAUUAUGACGGAUCAAGCAACAUGUGUUUAGAGCUCGCAUUGGAAGGUGAACGCCUGUGUAAAGCUGGAGAUUGCAGGGCUGGUGUUGCAUUCUUUCAAGCUGCAAUACAAGCCGGAACGGAUGACUUAAGAACGUUAAGUGCCAUUUAUAGUCAGCUGGGAAAUGCUUAUUUCUACCUGGGAGAUUACAGCAAAGCUAUGCAGUAUCAUAAACAUGACUUAACUUUGGCUAGAACGAUGGGAGAUAAAUUAGGUGAAGCUAAGUCCUCGGGCAACUUAGGAAAUACUUUAAAAGUGAUGGGACGGUUCGACGAAGCUAUAGUAUGCUGCAAACGCCAUUUGGAGUUAUCAAGAGAAUUAGGUGACAGGUUGAGUGAAGGCCGUGCUUUGUAUAACUUAGGCAACGUGCUUCAUGCUAAGGGAAAACACGUUGGACGAAUUGGUCAUAAGGAUCCCGGAGAAUUUUCGGAUGAAGUUAAAGGUUGCUUGCAACAAGCUGUGACUUACUAUGAGGAAAACUUAGCCUUGAUGAGAGAUUUAGGGGACGUAGCUGCCCAGGGAAGGGCAUGUGGUAACUUAGGGAAUACAUUUUAUUUGCUUGGCGAUUUUGCCCAAGCUAUAAAUUAUCACGAGGAAAGACUGGCUAUAGCACGACAAUUUGGUGACAAACCGGCUGAAAGAAGAGCUCAUAGUAACCUGGGAAAUUCUCAUAUUUUCAUGGGUCAAUUUGAGGAUGCCGCACACCACUAUAAACGUACUCUCGCUCUGGCACAAGAACUUGGAGAUCAAGCAAUAGAAGCUCAAGCCUGUUACAGUCUUGGCAAUACUUAUACUUUACUCCGUAAUUAUGAGACGGCCAUAGAGUAUCAUUUAAGACAUUUACUCAUUGCUCAGAAUCUGUCGGAUCGCGUUGGCGAAGGAAGAGCUUGCUGGUCUCUGGGCAACGCGCAUGCUUCUUUAGGAAACCACGAAAAAGCACUAAACUUUGCAAAAAAGCAUUUAGAAAUCAGCAAAGAGUUAGGGGACCCGAUGGGAGAAGCAACGGCAAAAAUGAAUAUAUCCGAUUUGAAGAAAAUACUCGAUAUCCCCGAUAGCCCGGAUACUGAGACCGAAUCACCUACCUCGAAAACACCUACAAAGCCGGAAAUGUCCAUGAAUAAUGUGAGCCAUCAUCAAUUACAUAGGGUGAGACGUGAGAGCAUGGAACAGCUUAGUUUAAUAAAGCUCACGCCAGACGCAAAACAUCCCAGUCUUUCAUUGCCUCAAGUAAAAUCUACCACGCCAAUUAAAAAUGAAGACGAGGAUUCCUUCUUCGACUUAUUAUCUCGAUUCCAGUCCAAACGGAUGGAUGAUCAGCGUUGCUCUUUAACUGUCGACAACAAAGAAAAUACAAACGUCGUGAAUUUACCGCAUAACGAAGGUCCGGAAGAUCUCAUCGAAAUGAUCGCAGGAAUGCAGAGUAAACGUAUGGACGAGCAAAGAGUUUCGCUGCCACACUUGCCAGGUUUACAGACAAAUUCCCUCCAGAGAUUAGCCGAAUCGAGGGGUAAUAGCAUCCCGGAUGACAAUUUUUUAGAUCAGUUGGUGAGAUGUCAAGGAUCUCGUUUGGAAGAUCAAAGAUCACCUUUGCCGACACCAGCGGUAGAUGCCGAGUCUGAUCCUCCACCUGUAAACACCAAAAAAAGCGGAGCUACGGUUCCCGAUGAAGAUUUCUUUUCGCUUAUUAUGAGAUUCCAGUCUGGUAGAAUGGACGACCAAAGAGCUUCCGUUCCUCGAGUAGAAAAUAGAAUUGCAAAUGGAAGCGUCCCGCACCCUCCCAACGGAAUGAACAAUAACAACGUGAAGAGUUCAUCUAGUAAAAAGAAAAAAUAAUAUAUUCGUCACUUGAUAGGUUAUUAGAGGUAGAAAUUUACAAAAUGAUAAUUAGAUAUGGAUUGAUUGUAAGUACAGAUAUUUAUCAUCGUUUAUAUAAAGAUAUUAAAGUCCAAAAGUGUUCAAAUAAGAAAUGGAUACUGUAAUCUGAUUUUGUUUAAUAUAUUCGAAUAUUUAUAAUUAUUAAAUGCUAUAAUAUUAAAUUCCGAACGAUUGUAUUGUGAGGCUGUCUGACACAGUAUUUUACAUUAAUAAUGCAUUUAAGCUUUAUAAUACGGUAUAAUGCCCUUAAGUAACAAAAUUUCCUCAGGAAAAGCGAUUUUUUGCAAGUUUAUUUUUGUUUUGUUACAAGUAGCAAGAUGUCAGUAAGCAUAUCAACGUCCAAAAUUUUUUAAUCGUCCAACUUCGUGUAUCUUGUAAAAUUUUCUGUCAUUUUGGCACCAAGAUUCACCCUAUUCACUUUUACAUAUAAGAAACAGUAUCUGGUGCAAAUACGAGGAUUGAUCAAAAAGUAUCGGAAUUUGGCAGUACAGACAGUAAAAAUUCGUGACGAAUUGUCGAAGAAAAUGGUUAGAAGGACCUUCACAUUUGAUCAAAUUCCGCCUCAUCUUCAAUCUUCUUGCCCUUCCUGAAAACAUUUAUACCGUCGAUAAACUUGUGGCUGUGACAAAGUAUCGUCGUCAAAGACCUUUAACAUUUUGAAUGCCUUGCUGCACUUAAUUCCGUUUCUAACACAAAAUAUCAGACAGACUCUCUGAUCCGACAUUUCGCCACACAAAAAAUCGCCAAAAACACCGAGGUAAGUCAUACUCAUUCGCUCGGUAAAUACAAGCUAAGAAAGACAGCUGGCUAAAAAUUUACAGGUACGUCACUGUCAGUACUACCAAUAGACAAAUAAACCGAUAUUUGAAUAUAAUUUGAAAAUUCCCGUUGCUUUUUUAUCAAAUGUCGUAUAACCAGAGAUUUAAAUUAUUUCAUUCACAUUUUUGUUCACCUCUGCAAUUUAUGUAUUGGGUAUUUUGCCACGUGCGAAAAAAAUUAUUUUGCCAAAGGAAUCAGUGAAGGGUUAUUUUUAUGAAAAUAGUUUUACCUAACCAAAAAUUUCACUUAAAAAAAUCAUACAAAUACAAAAUAGACUCCACUAGAUAUCUCGCACUUCUGAAUAUAUGGCUUUCCGUUUUUAAUUAUUUUUGACAGUUUAAUUAAUUUUGUUUUUUGUAUAGUUAGCAAUAUCAUAUAAUGUUUAUUCCAUUAUUACUUACUUAGCCAACAAAGACUCGAGGUCACAGAUUAAUUUGACACGCAUCUCUCACCGUUCAACAAAAUUAUCACAGUCUCUUUUAAUUUUUGUUUAAUGGUAUUAUUUUCCUUCUCCAAAAUUUUUACCGAAUUGAAUUAUAUGAUCGUUUUCCCAAAUAAGACUGCAAAAUUUUGAUUUACCAAAUUCUCGUUUUUUUUUAAUGUAAUCUGUCUAUUCUAAUUUAUACAGAUUAAGGGGGCUUUCCAAUAUAAUGUUUAUUGCAUUCACAAGAUAUACCUACUAUAAAUGCAAUUUUUUAAAUUUUUUAAAUCAUUUGAGCCAAAAAACAAUUGCAUUUGAAAGGAAAAAUGUUUCCCCUAUUUUAUUCGAAGAACGAGUAAUUUUCGAGUAAGCAUUAUCUUCAGUUCAUAAUAAGCAUACUAUACAGGGUGUUUAUUAAGUAUUUGUAUAAACUUUAAAGCAUGAAGCCAAAAGACUAAUUUUAAGAUAAAAAGGGUCCGCAAUGGCUUGGUUCUUGAGAUAGAGCGUCCAAAAAAAAAAACAAAAUAUUUGGUAUUUUAAUAAUUUUUCUGUUUAAUAACAUGGCAAUUUGAUGAAAUCCGGGAAACUGGGAGUAUUGAUGAAAAUGAAAAGUUUUUUAGUUCCAACAUUCUGAUUUUAUCUACUAUUAAUAAUUUAUGAACGAAGUAUAACCCAAAAAUACGAAAACUUGAUAGCAUUGCAUUAAUUUUUUAAAUUUUGAGCGUUAACUUGGAUCCACCAUUUUGAAUUUUGUAAGUCUAAUCUCGGAUUCGUAAUCAGCGACCCCAAAAACCUCUGUAUCCCCAAUUUGGUCGAAUUUGGUUCAAUGUCAAAAAUUUUAUCCGCCAUAUUGGAUCCGCCAUCUUGAAUUUUGAAAUUCUGACUUCAGAUUCAUAAUCAGCAACCCCAAAAAC